GUCGAUCGCGGAAAACAACAAGGCGUCCGCACGUAUUUCGUGUGGCGUGUCAGCGUAAUGUUGAAAUUAUGUUGCGUCUACAGCACCGGAGUGCUUUCUAUGCUUAUCUUGAUCGCGGGCAUUUCGCUGGAGUUGUCCAACGUGUUCCCAGACAUGCUGCGCUCGUUUGCGAGGAAGGAAGUAGUGUUGAAAAAUGGCACAGAUGCAUUUGAAGCCUGGAAAAAUCCACCCCCACCUGUAUACAUGCAGUUCUAUUUCUUCAAUUUGACCAAUCCCCUCGAAGUUAUAGAUGGGGGAAGGCCAGCUGUGGUAGAGAUUGGGCCCUACACUUACAGGGAAUACCGUCCUAUGGAGCAAAUCCAGUUCUUGGAUAAUUACACCAAAGUAGCCGCUGUCAACACCAAGACCUACAUAUUCCAGCCAAACAUGUCUCGAGGACCAGAGAGUGAACUCAUCAGGACCGUGAACAUCCCUGCCAUGACAGUAAUGGAGAAAACUAAGGACAACUAUGUUGUUGCUCAGCUAAUGUCAGCCUACAUGAGAGCCAAAGCUGUAGGCCUGUUUUCCACCCACACAGUAAAAGAACUUCUUUGGGGGUACCAGGAUAGCCUUCUCAAAGACAUAAAAAUCUUGCUUCCUGACACAGAUGAUGUCUUUGGACUCUUCUACAAGGCCAACGCCUCCAAUGAUGGAGAUUAUGUGUUCUUCACUGGUCAGCAAAACUCUGAAGACUUCGCCAGAGUUGAUACAUGGAAUGGUAAACGCUCAUUGCAAUGGUGGACAACAGAUGAGUGCAACAUGAUCAACGGAACCAAUGGAGCUUCCUUCCACCCAGUCAUCAACAAGGAUGAAACACUCUACAUGUUUUCCUCUGAUCUUUGCAGGUCUCUGUAUGCACAGUAUGUGGAGAAUGUGAGAGUAAAAGGGAUCCCUGGUUAUCGUUUUGUUCCACCAAGUGAGGUGUUUGGGAACUUGACAGUAAACCCAGGGAACGCAGGGUUCUGUGUCCCUGCUGGAAACUGCCUGGGGUCUGGCCUGCUCAAUGUCAGUGGAUGUAAAAAAGGUGCUCCAAUCAUUAUGUCUUCACCACAUUUCUACCAGGCCGAUGAGAAAUAUGUUCUUGAUGUAUUUGGGAUGAAGCCUAAGAAGGAACAGCAUCAAACUACUAUUGACAUCCAUCCGCUUACAGGCAUAGUCCUGCAGGCAGCCAAGAGGCUCCAGAUCAAUGUGUAUGUGCAGAAACUCCCCAGCUUCAGCCAAACUGGAAAUGUAAGGACUUUGGUAUUCCCGGUGGUUUAUCUAAAUGAGAGUGUUGUCAUCGAUGAGGGGUCAGCGAAGAAGCUGAUGCCGGUUGUUACUGAAGAGGCCAUCCUGACAAACAUUCCUAUCAUUCUCAUCUGUCUUGGAAUCCUUCUGGGAGCCAUCUUCAUGUUUGUUAUGUGUCGGCAAAAAAUACAAAAGACUACUGAUCCUGAGCGACAGCCCCUGCUGCAUUCAUAGGACCACAUGGAUGCGAAAAUUUUGAGGGAAGAUUGCCAUGCGUGAUGAAGAAUGGUUUCUUUGUGUAAAAGGUUCAUUCACUAAACAACUCUUGCCUGCACCUCUCCAAGCAACAAGUUUCCCAUCUUAACCUCAAUUCACUUUUAAUGUGUCUCAGUACUCUAAAAAGAGGGAGAUAUUUCUUCUUUUUGAAUAAUUUUUUAUGUAAAUGUUGAUCUAAACACAAUUGAAAUUGUUAUAAAAUUCAUAACUCAAUAAUGCCUGGAAAUAUUGGAUUUUCCCUUGGUAGGAACUCAUAUCUCUGGCAACACAAAGUAAUGAAAUAGUCAAACUUGUUUUUGCCAUGAUUGAUUUAAAUGUGUGCAAUGAUUUGGAGAGUCAGGUAACAUGGUGUGUGCCUUUGGAUAGCUGCCAUAAUCAGGGUUAACAGUGAGACACUAUUGAUAAUAUUGCACUGAUGUUAACCUUUUAGAUAGGUCAUAUUCAAUUUGAACUUAUGGCUUUAGCUGUGUGCCCUACUGCAGAAACAGUCAAUAUUUGGAGUUGAUUUGUAUUACUGGAUACCAAAUACCUAAACAGGUCUGGAGUUAUGAAACCUUCUGACAGCCAUCAAAUUUGUUUCAUAAUAUCCUCAGCACUAAAAUUGACCUCUUGUUUUGCUGCUUUAAUGUUGGCUAUACAUUACUGGACAUAAGACUUUAUACCUAUUAUCAAGACUAAUAAUUUCAUUUAUAUAGCACACCCAGGCACCCAAAGCGCUUCACAUUGAAGGGGGUAACUCACUUCAACCACCACCAAUGUGUUGCACUCACCUGGGUGGUCCAGGGCACCCAUUUUGCACCAGAACGCUCACCACACAUCAGCUUGAGGUGGAGAGGGAGGAAUCAUUAUGCCAGUUACAUGGGGCGGAUGGUUAGGUGGCCAAAUGGAGACAGCCAGGAUGGGAAUUUUGCCAAGACACCGGGGAACCCCCUCCUCUUUACGAUAAGUGCCAUGGGAUCUUUAAUGACCGCAGUGAGUCAGGACCUCAGUUUAGCGUCCCAUCCAAAGGACAGCAUCUCCUACAGCACAGUGUCCCCGUCACUGC
Molecule: messenger RNA, 2587 nt
Organism: Lampris incognitus (smalleye Pacific opah)
Lineage: Eukaryota; Metazoa; Chordata; Actinopteri; Lampriformes; Lampridae
Gene: scarb2c
Product: scavenger receptor class B, member 2c
Exons: 12
Coding region: 58-1500 (480 amino acids)
Biological process (GO): receptor-mediated endocytosis; protein targeting to lysosome
Cellular component (GO): cytoplasm; membrane; lysosome
Molecular function (GO): scavenger receptor activity
Source: RefSeq, a predicted model, not a curated record